AUGAUCAAUGUUCCGGAACAUAAAUGCCUUACGACUCUUCUUAUUAUACCAGUUUAUAUAUUUUUUACACAAGUUGGGUGGAUAGUUGUUAUAUUAGUAUUUGUUUUUAGCAAGCGAAAAGAUGUUAAAGAUGUUGGAGUAAAACUGGUAGAUGUAGAAGAGAAGAAUAGGUGUGAUGAUAUUCAUCCUAAAACUUCUUUAACCAGUAAUGCUGUACCAAUUGCGGAUUCACUGGCAAAACAGACAACUUCGAACAUUACAAACAUCAAACAUAAUGACGCACCUAAUCCAGAAGUUAUUUCUAAUUUUUUUAACACGUUGAAAAUGAAAAAAGUUACCAAUAUUUCCACACCAGAAAACAAGAACACUAAUAUUUUUACACCAGAGAAAAAGGACUCUACUAUCUUUAUAUCAGAGAAAAAGGGCACCAAUAUUUUUACGUCGGAGAAAAAGGGUAACAAUAUUUUCAUGCCAGAGAAAAAAGACAUCAAUAUUUUCGCGCCAGAGAAAAAGGAAAUCAAUAUUUUCACGCUAGAAAAAAAGGACACCAAUAUUUUUAAGCUAGAGAAAAAGGAUGCCAUAGAGAAAAAAGACUGUAACAUUCAUACGACAGAAACGAGCGGUAACAUCUUUGAUAAAGGUUGUAAGUGUAAUCGUACAUAUAUUAAAUCCAUUCCGACAGAAUUGACAGAAGAAGAUAGACUUCUUGAAAAUAUUGAAAAUAUUGAAAAGAUUGAAAAUACAUUUGUUCAUGGUAUUAUUUCAGAUAGUUACUUUGAUUAG
Racocetra persica is the source of this 783-nucleotide messenger RNA. The record is from the annotation of a GenBank genome assembly. NCBI's taxonomy places the organism in Eukaryota, Fungi, Glomeromycota, Glomeromycetes, Diversisporales, Gigasporaceae.